AUGGCACAUGUGAAAAAUAGAACUCCUAAAUCUUUAUCAUCUACUCGUUGGGGGAGUCGGUUAGAAAGUGUUGAGACUAUCAGAUUCCAAAUGUCAGACUCAAGAGAAGCUUUACUUGAAGUAAGUGAUUGUGAUAAUGAUUCCAAAAUAAAAAGUGAAGCCAAAUCUUUAGCAAAUAAUGAGCUUGGUGAUUUGAAUUUUUUAAUUGCAAUAAUAAUUUGGUAUGACAUAUUAUGUGCAAUUAAUUCGGUAAGCAAGCUUUUACAAUCAAAUGAUAUGCGAAUUGAUGUGGCUAUGGGAAAAAUAAGGAGUUUGAUUUGUUUUUCUGAGAAGUAUAGAGACACUAGUUUUGAAAAUGCCUUAGAUAGUGCUAAAAAACUUGCAGUGAAAAUGGAUAUUGAUCCUAUCUUUCCUCAAAGGUGUGAAAUUCGAAGAAAAAAACAUUUUGAUGAAAAUCCAAACACAUCAUCAAAUGCUCCAUUAUCUGCACAAGAAUCCUUUAGAGUUAAUUACUUCCUUUACAUUGCUGAUCAAACAAUCAACUAUCUUAAUUUGAAGUCAUUGGAUUGUUUGAGUUUAAAGUCUUCAUGUAUUAACCUUGAAAAUGUCUUGAAAUCUAAUGAUCAAUUUGAUAUAGAUGGAAAUGAAUUAUUUGUGGAGUUGAAGUUGACUAUUCCUGUAACUAUGGCAUCUACAGAAAGAAGUUUCUCAAAGUUGAAGCUAUUGAAGUCAUAUCUUCGUUCAACAAUAUUACAAGAGAGACUUAAUGGACUGGUGUUGAUUGCAAUUGAGAACGAUCUUUUGGAGCAAGAAGAGUAUGAAUAUCUAAUUGAUAAUUUUGCUUCAAAGAAUGCUACUUUUUAG
Molecule: messenger RNA, 864 nt
Organism: Beta vulgaris subsp. vulgaris (sugar beet)
Lineage: Eukaryota; Viridiplantae; Streptophyta; Magnoliopsida; Caryophyllales; Amaranthaceae
Exons: 2
Coding region: 1-864 (287 amino acids)
Molecular function (GO): protein dimerization activity
Source: RefSeq, a predicted model, not a curated record